Molecule: messenger RNA, 2076 nt
Organism: Portunus trituberculatus (swimming crab)
Lineage: Eukaryota; Metazoa; Arthropoda; Malacostraca; Decapoda; Portunidae
Exons: 5
Coding region: 21-1760 (579 amino acids)
Source: RefSeq, a predicted model, not a curated record
UCUCUCGUUCAGUUGCAGUCAUGAUCUCCAAGCGAGUGGGGUGCUGUUCCCUUCUCUCCCUUCUCCCUCUCCUUGCUUCUCUUCCUAACCUUCUUCUAUUACUCCUCCGUGUCCUUAUCCUCCCGUGUCCAUCCUCCAGCCUUUCUCUGGACACCACCACCACUACUACCACUACUAAUACAGAACCUACGACCUUUGAUACAAAAAUCCCCACCACCACGUCACUGCAGGAGGACGACUGGCUUCACGUCCUCACAGACCAGGACAGCUACGACUACGGUGAGGAUGACUACUGGCUCCUGAACCAAACAAACUGCUUCCCGUCUGAUACCUCGCACGAUCAGAGCCCGAAGAAAGACACUGUUGACUUCCACGACGUGAGGAAGCAGAUUGUUGAACACGUGUUCGGAGAGAAGGAGCUGUCAGACCCGGAGCAUUUGAGACUAAGGGCCCUCGCUGCUUGGAGAUACCAGGGCAGACAAUGGGUUGUGGUGAACGGUGGGCCUCUGUUCCUCACUCCUCGCCUGGGUGCCUUUGACGGUAUGCUCCAGGAAAGCGAGGAGAGUGUCGAUGCAGUGGUAGAGGAAAAUAUCGAUGGAAACAGAACGAUGAGUGAAGCGAACGUAGAACAAGAGAAUGGAAAUGAGACGGAGGAAGAUGAAGGGAGAAUAGAGGUAAAUGGAGAGGACAGUAAAGAUGCGGUAGAAGAAAUAAGUGAUGGAAAAAGAAACGAAGAACAGAAAGAAGAAGCAGAAGAAAGAGAAACUGGCAGAGAAGAUGAUGAUAACUCCACACUGGUCAGUAUAGGUGAAAAUGACAUAUCUAUCGAAGAAAACGUAGCUUAUAACAACACUGAAGGGGGAGAAGGAAGCACAAACGAACACAAUGAAAGAACAAACAGCAGCAAGAGGGAAAAAAUCGAGGAAGUGUCAGACGAAAGAGAAACACAGGAACUCGAAAUUCAAGAUAGAAGAAGAGAUGCGUUAGUGGACGAACAGACAACAGGGAUAAGUGAGGUGACAGUAGAGGAGGGAACCCGCCUUCGCCUAGUGUGCAAUGUGUCAGGGGUCAAGCACAUAUGGGUUGAGUGGCGGCGGGCAGCGAACCUCACAUUCCCCGGCGGGUCAGCGGUGGUGGGCGGCAGGUCAGUGUUGUUUGACUUCGUAGGGCGGGAGGACGCUGGCACUUACAUCUGCACUGCCAGGAAUCCCCACGGUGCCACCUACUCCACCUCCGUCACCAUACAUGUCCAGUACAUCCCCGUGGUGGGCGUGUGGGGCCGCACCGUGGGACAAGAAGGCGUGGAGAUAGGAUGCCUGGGGGAGGGACAGCCGCGCCCUACCUUAGCGUGGUACAAGAACAACACCAAGCUUCCUGCAGUGUGUGACGGGAACAUAGAGGUGAAGUCCACGCCUCUGUCACCUGGCUUCGUGCUCUCCGUCAUCAAAAUAACCAACACGACAGUGAGUGACUUCGCGCUGUACCACUGCCGCGCCGCCAACAGUCUGGGUGUGUCUCGCUCCUUCCUGAUGCUGCACGACGGCUCCGGCGCAAUGAGUCCCGAAUACUUGGAGGAACCAGAGCACCCGAUCAUCUAUAGCACACCAGUUGAGAAUCCGCGCCUGGCUUCCUUUCUGUUGGGGAUGGUGCCUCCUCUCUACAUCGCCCUUUACAUCAUUGCCUACCUGGGAUGCUACAAGAGUCCCAGCACAGGAGGCCACGGCAGGUUCGGCGGCAACGUUGAUAUGGACGCGGAGUAAAUAGAAGAAUAGUGUAAAUGAUUCUGUCAAUAUUCUUUCGUCUACGUAUUGCUUCUGAUGUCACACCUUCAAGUUAAUGUUUUCAUAAAUUGCCGUUAUUUCGUAUCACAUCGUUCAAACCACAUGUUUUUGUUAAACUAUAUUAGUUUAUAGUGGUGGUUGUUUUAUAAUAAUUGAUCUGAUUACAUACAAAAUAUUUCAGUAAACAAUAUGCAUUUUUUUUUCAAGCAAACGUUUGACGUACUAUACUGGGAUAGUACUCUUUUCCUCUAUAAACACACCAAUCUAUAUUGAAAUAUAAGGAAAGUCAUGAAAA